AUGUAUUCAACAAAAACACCUUCCUUAAGAAUUGAUGAAGCAGAUCUUAAGUGUAAGAAUGGUUGUGGAUUUUAUGGAAAUGAUGAAUGGGAAGGUUAUUGUAGCAAAUGUCAUCGAGAAUUUUUACAAAAACAAAGAUCUCAAACAGAGUGUAAUGUUUAUGGACAAGGAUACGAUGCUAAUUCUUCAAAUAGGAGCACAAUUAAUGCUCAACAAAAGUAUGAGGAGAAGAAAGUACAAGAGAAGAAAUACAAAUUAUUGAACAUAUCUUUUCGUAAACCAAGUACAAAAGCACAAGGAUAUCAAGAGUUACUGUAUGAAAUAACAAAAGAUAACUCAGAUCUGGAAAAAGUGAAAGCAGAAAAUCGUGAACUAAUAGGAAUAAUUGCUAAAACAUCAGCGGAAAGAGAUGUUAGAAAAUGUAUGCAUUCUUUUAUAAUUGAGAUACUUCAAAAUAAGGAUGUAAAAAGAAUAGAAGAACUUUCAGAGAUUACACAGAACUUUUAUCAAAUAUUUGCUAAGCGUUUAGAAAAUAAUGUCAAAUAUGCAGAUAUGACACCAGAAGUUAAAGAAAAAUUAUUGGAUUACGUAGAAAGAUAUGCAAUGACUUUACUUUACAGAAUUCUUUUUUGUCCUCCUUUCACUAGUGACGAAGAAAAAGAUUUAGCAAUACAAAACAGAAUUAGGCAACUAAAUUGGGUUAGUGGAAAAAAUUUAGAGUGUAGAAUACAUGAAACCAGUUCUGAAGUUAGGGAACUUGUUUAUACUUCCAUAACAGAUUUAUUAAAUAUGGAUUCUGCAAAGGCUCCACAAGAGAAACUUUCUUGCAUUAUUUAUUGCUGUCGGAACAUAUUUUUAAUGCUUCAGUUAUCUGUUGGUGGGCCUGCAUCUGCAGAUGAAUUUCUUCCUGCAUUGAUCUUCAUUGUUUUAAAAGCUAAUCCUGCUCGUCUUAAGAGCAACAUUAAUUUUAUCACUAGAUUUUGUAAUGCAAGCAGAUUAAUGACAGGGGAAGGUGGAUAUUACUUCACAAAUCUGUGUUGUGCUGUGUCUUUCAUUGAAAAUUUAACAGCUGAAUCAUUGAAUAUGGAUGAAAAGGACUUUAAUGCUUACAUGUCUGGAGAACGAGUACCCGCGAACACUUGGGAAUCUGCCUUAAUGAUAUGUGAGAGUUUGCACCUAAUGUGUGAAGACAUAACACUUCUUGAUGAAAUAAAAACUAAAAAUACAGAAAUACUCAAUGAGACAUCAGACUUAAAAGAAAAAAUGUUACGAUUUCAAGAUGAAAUUGAGUUAGAAGUAAAUACAGUUUUGGAAAGAACUCCAUUGCUGAUCACACAUAGUCAAAGACUGCCAACCAAUCUGGACUGUGAAGAUAUCGAAAGUUAUCAGUUGCCACCUCCAAUUGUUCCACAAGUUUGUUCUACCAUAGUCAAUAGUUCCUCCCAACAAAAUGAUGCGAGAACCUCUUUAAUCGAUGAUUGUGUGACACCAUCUCCUACUUUUGAUUUUCCAUCUUUUAUGGGUGAUGACAGUUUUGAUGUGAGCAAAGCAGAGGAUGAAACUAGUCUCAUAAGUUUAGAUGCACAGUGUGAUUUCGAUGGCCAGCAAGAGAAGUCUACAAAUGAAUUAUUAGUACCAACUCGUUUGCAUUUAGCUUCUGUCACAGAACCAGAAAAGGAAGGGUAUCAUGGAUUUACCAUUCAGGGUUCAAAUAUACCUACAAUUCCUUGUAGUACUGGGGAUUUGUCCCUGAAUUCUACAGAAGCUGAUUGUGAAAAUUAUACAAACUAUUUUCAUAACGUAUAAAAACAUAUUAUUUAAUGAAAUACGAAUCUUAAAGUAUGUUUCACCUUUAUGUGCAGAGUACACAAUCUCAUUAAUGAAAUAGAGUGAUUGUAACAUACAAACGUAAUGUAAAUAACUUUUACCGUUCUGGUCAUAGGCCAGGAUAUUCUGGGCACGAGCGUAGAUGACUUGUUUAGGCAGUGCAGCACAAUGCAGAUUACGCCAUCUUACUGCAUACGAAAUAU
Molecule: messenger RNA, 2030 nt
Organism: Dufourea novaeangliae
Lineage: Eukaryota; Metazoa; Arthropoda; Insecta; Hymenoptera; Halictidae
Gene: Rabex-5
Product: rab5 GDP/GTP exchange factor
Exons: 9
Coding region: 1-1806 (601 amino acids)
Biological process (GO): vesicle-mediated transport
Cellular component (GO): endocytic vesicle; cytosol
Molecular function (GO): DNA binding; small GTPase binding; zinc ion binding
Source: RefSeq, a predicted model, not a curated record